Cuscuta epithymum is the source of this 2284-nucleotide messenger RNA. The record is from the annotation of a GenBank genome assembly. Lineage: Eukaryota; Viridiplantae; Streptophyta; Magnoliopsida; Solanales; Convolvulaceae.
GUCAGGUACAAGCUCGUUCUCUCUGCGCGAGAUAUCCACGUCUAGGAGAUCCUCGGCGACGAUUCCUAGGCAGAAGGAGGCUCCAGCGGCGUCCUUGACCCACGAGCUCCGGAUUUGACGAACGACGGAGGAUUUGGGGCUAAUGCUCCAGCGACGGCUUCUCAGCAACGAGCGACAGACUUCCGGCGACGGGCGUCCUCCCAGACCUCAAAUCGUCUGCGGACGGCGGCGGAAGGCGGAGGAUGGCAGAAUCCGGCUCUAAUACCACUGUAAGGUGUAUAUUUCAGCUCAGAUCUCCAACUCAAAACAACUCACACCAGAUUGUUUAGCCACUCCACCAAGCUUUAUCCUCUCACUCUCUCCUCUCACCUCUCUAGCUCUCACUCACAAAGAGGAAGAAGAUCCCGGCCAAACUGCCUCACUCACACUCUUACCUCCACACACCUCACUUUAUGUACUGCACUCAACAAGAAAGGGCUACCCUCUGACUUAUACAAGUCACAAGGGUUGAAGACAAAAAGAUACAGAGAGCACCCACCAGACAUAGCAACGGAUAGAAGACCAAGGGGCCAAAGGCCAGUUCAAUAAGUGAGUAAACGGAUAGGUUCAUUUUAUCGCUCCUCUGCUAUCAUCCAUCGCUGGAGUUGGUUGUUCGACUAAUAGAUGCUCCAUCGCUUGCUUCAUUUUAUCGUUCCCUCUCUUCUUCGAAGUCAGUCUCCUCCUGAAUUUCAGAUUCUGAUGGAUACUCCUUUGAAGUCCCUCAACCCCAACAAGCAUCUUAAAGAACGGUUUGUGAGCAACCUUACUGGAUCUUCUAUGCUUGAACUGUUUUCUCUCAUGACAACUCUCUCUAUUGUCAUACUCUUACGGCGUUCUACCGGAUUAAAUACUCAAAUUGGGGGUUUGUUGAAGAAACAUGACAAAGAUAAUGGUAUUAUUAGGACUAAGAACUUGGCGAUGUACAUUGCUGCAGUUAGCCUGGAUUUCCUCUGCAUUGUUGUUCCUUUCAUUUUAUAUACAACUGUCCUAGCAGAUUGGAUUUAUAUAAAUACAUCUCUUGUUGCUGCUUUGUUGCUUUUAUGUAUUUUUUCUGGAAGGUUUGGAUCUCCUUUUCAGGAUGAUGGGCUCCAAUCUCUUAGGCAAAAUAUAUCAGCAUACAGAGUAUCCAUGAUGCUUCUUACAUGCUUGUGUAUUCUGGCUGUUGACUUCAAAAUAUUUCCUAGAAGAUUUGCAAAAACAGAGACUUACGGAACGAGCUUGAUGGAUCUCGGUGUAGGCUCAUUUGUAUUGACAAAUUCAUUCGUUUCACGUCAGGCACGUGGAAUCUCAGCAGUGAGUUUCUCUAACUCAUUGCGUUCAACCUGGCCACUGACAUUUCUAGGCCUUGUCCGACUCAUUUCUACAUCAAGUGUAGACUACCAGGUUCAUGUAGGGGAGUAUGGAAUGCAUUGGAAUUUCUUUUUCACCCUCGCUGGUGUGGCAAUCCUAUCGUCAAUCAUUAAUGUUCCUCCAAAUUACUGUGGGAUUCUUGGCUUAUUCAUUCUCCUAGGGUAUCAACUAUGCUUGCUACUUGGGUUUAAUGAGUAUCUGCUCUCAGAUGAUAAAAGAGGAGCAGAUUUAAUUAGCCAAAACAAGGAAGGGGUUUUCAGCAUUUUUGGUUAUUGGAGUUUGUACCUUAUUGGUGUCCAAUUAGGACACUAUCUUUUUUUCGGGAACCACUAUAAUGCUACUACUUUCAGAAACAAUAAAUGGGCAAUGAAAAGAGUUUGCGCUCUAUCUCUAUCAUUCUGGUUGUUGACAUAUAUUCUUGACAAGCACGUUGAGAGGGUUUCACGCAGAAUGUGCAACCUGGCUUAUGUUAGUUUUGUUUUGGCUCAAAAUCUACAGGUUUUGGGUAUAAUCAUGCUUUCUGGUUAUGCAUCUCAACACAAAAUAUCUGUGUUGGAGGAAGCUUUUAACCAAAACCUUCUAGCAUCUUUUCUUCUGGCUAACAUGCUUACAGGGCUCGUGAACCUAUCUGUUAAUACGCUGUCUGUUACAUCAUCCUCAGCACUUGCUAUCUUGCUACUGUACGCAUUCGUUUUAUCUAUUGUGGUCGGAUUUGCUAACUUGUAUGGACUCAAGUUCAAGUUCUGGUAGUUAUGUUAGUACUAAUUUACAGAUUUCAUUUGACCUUGUUCAGUUUAUUUGCAAUGUAUCAUAGGCUCGUGAACCUAUCUGUUAAUAUGCUUUCUAAAAUAAAUAUAAGAACAUUACUUCCCUUUGUUCUUGAAUAAAUGAAACU